CGAUCAAGCGUUCAGUAGCUCUUGAACUCCUGCACAUAAACGCAGUGGUCGUAACUGUCAAAGAACCAACACAUACAUCAAGCAAAACGAAAACACAACAUUUUCCAAUAUAGAAAAAAGGUGUAUGACUCCAGAAGUCGAAAACGUACAGAAAAUUGUACAAUUUGGAAGUGGUUCAAUGAAAAUUUGUGCAUUUAUUAACCACUCCAGAUAACAUUCCAAUCGCCUGAAGUAGAAGAACGCUUAGAUUGUAGUUAGCAGCAAUUUACGGUGCAUGAACAUGUGAAAACAAGUUGGUCAAUCCUAGUCAUUUACAUUGCAAGCGAAGAAAAUGAGAAUAAAUUACACAAUGAAUGACUUGGAUUAGAAACUAUAUGCUGUGGCGGGUUGACAUACAUUUUACAACUAUUCCAGCGCGAUUGAUACUAGUGUGCCGAUCAAGGAAAGGUGUUGCAUUUAUUGCAUUUGUUGUUUGAGAUUGUUUCCGGUUGCGACAUCAUAAAAAUAAACGAUUCCAAAAUGCUAACACACAAAAACAACCAAGGAGGCCGUAAGAAAAUGCAAGUGGCGUUCGUCAUACGGGAUGCAGAAGAAAAGCGGCACCGCAAUGGAGUGAAUGCACUGCAACUGGACACAAUUAAUGGGCGGCUCUACUCGGCCGGCAGGGAUGCUAUCAUUCGCUUAUGGAACUCGACGCAAACUACCUCCUCUGAGCCGUACAUUCAAAGCAUGGAGCACCAUAAUGAUUGGGUGAAUGAUAUCGUCUUAUGCUGCGGUGGUCGUAACUUAAUAAGCGCAAGCUGUGACACCACAGUGAAAGUUUGGAAUGCACACAAAGGUUUCUGCAUGUCGACUUUGCGCACACACAGAGAUUAUGUGCAGGCGCUUGCCUAUGCCAAGGAUCGGGAGCAGGUCGCCAGUGCUGGAUUGGACAAAGCCAUCUUCCUGUGGGACGUAAACACACUCACAGCAUUAACUGCCUCCAACAACACAGUAACAACGUCCAGUAUAUCGGGAUCAAAGGAUUCAAUCUACAGCUUAGCGAUGAACCCAUCGGGUACAAUAAUUGUGAGCGGAUCGACGGAAAACACGCUUCGAAUUUGGGACCCACGCACCUGCAACAAGAUAGCAAAGCUAAAAGGGCAUACUGAAAACGUGAAAGCCCUUAUCGUGUCGGAAGAUGGCACGCAGGUCGUGUCCGGCAGUUCGGACGGAAAGAUUAAACUUUGGAGCAUCGGGCAGCAGCGUUGCAUACAAACAAUUAGUGUGCAUUCGGAAGGGGUUUGGUGUUUGCUGAUGACCGAUGGCUUUUCGCACGUUAUAUCCGGUAGCCGAGAUCGUAAGAUUAUCAUGACCGAGCUGCGCAAUCCGGCUAAUAGUGUUCUAAUCUGCGAAGAGCAAGCGCCAGUGCUGAGCAUGUGCUACAACAUCGACCAGACUGGUGUAUGGGCGACCACAUGGAACUCGGACAUACGUUGCUGGAAGCUUCACAAAACGGAUAAACUCUGCAACUACAGCUACUCGAACAGUUGCAGCAGUAUUAACAAUGGUAGCGGCGAUGGUACAUCCGCUCCGGUUGCACCGGCACCAUCGUCUAACAGUAGACCGGCUACAUCCGUACCGGUGGGAACCGGUGUUGCUGCCAACGUCGGAAAAGGUUACGAGGUGGCCUGCAUUAAAGGUGGAGCCGCUAUUAAACGAUACCACGUGUUAAAUGAUAAGAGAUUUAUGCUUACGCGCGAUACAGACGAAAACGUAGCCAUCUACGAUGUGUUAAAGAUAAAGAAGGUCGAAGAUCUUGGAAAGGUGGACUUUGAAGAGGAAAUCAAAAAACGUAGUCAACGAAUUUAUGUGCCGAAUUGGUUCAUGGUGGAUUUGAAAACUGGUAUGCCAAUGAUAGUGCUGGGACAGGACGAGAUCGAUUGUUUUGCGGCUUGGGUUUCGGCGGAAGCUGGUCUUCCAGAGCAUGCAGAACCCGGUUCCGAUCCUAAGGUGAACUAUGGAAGUUUGCUGUUGCAGGCGUUGCUCGAACAUUGGAGGCCUGCACCACCCCACCACCACAUUCAGGGUGGACCGGUGGAACUGGAAAAUGGUUGCGAUGGUGACAUUCGUGGCAACGAAUACUUUAGCGUGCCGAAGCAUACACCGAUUAUUUUUAGCGAAGUUGGUGGCCGGAAUGUGUGCCGGUUGCUUGUGAAAGAUGCUGCCGGAGAAACGGAAAGUGCAUUGCUUAACGACACUGUCCCGUCAUGGGUUACAAAUGUGGUAAUUGAUAGAACGCUACCUAAGUUCAUCAAGCUUCCAUUCUAUCUCUUGGCACAUCCAUCGAUGCUGAAACAGGAUCGCAACAAGAAGGAACGAUUGAUAGCGAACGAGUUUAUCCAAUGUCGAAAAGUUUGUGAGCAUGUUCUAGAGAAGGUGCUAGGGUCAGAUUUGCCAACGGCUGGAAGCACCGGCAAUUCCAACUCGUCGCAAAACAACAGCCAAAGUGAUGGUAAUUCCGAAAGCAGCCAAAUACCGGCCGAGGAGCGGAUAGAGCUGUUGUGUAACGAGGUGCUGUGUGAUCCCAACAUGGAUCUUCGUACGGUGAGGCAUUUCAUUUGGAAGCAAUCAUCUGAUUUAACUUUCCAUUAUCGAACGAAAUUCAACUAAAGGUGGGACGAACGCUCACGACAUCAUGGAUGUUAUGUGACAUGAUCGAAAGAACACAUAUUGUUUGUACAUCUUCCAUGCCGUGUGAUAUGGAAGGUUGUAAAAAAAAUGAAGGUAAAGCUAUAAACUAUGCAAUAGUCACAAAAAUAAAUGGCUUUUCGACACAACUAGUACAUAAUCGUUGUUUAUGUUGUCUCAUUGUUAUCUACUUUAUAUUUUAAUUAC
Messenger RNA from Anopheles funestus (African malaria mosquito), 2877 nucleotides. RefSeq names its product WD repeat-containing protein 48 homolog. Lineage: Eukaryota; Metazoa; Arthropoda; Insecta; Diptera; Culicidae. Gene Ontology annotation, biological process: double-strand break repair via homologous recombination; protein deubiquitination. Gene Ontology annotation, molecular function: ubiquitin binding. The transcript is spliced from 7 exons. The record is from RefSeq and is a predicted model, not a curated record. Bases 520 to 2652 code for a protein of 710 amino acids.